AUGGAUCGAUUAUUGAUAACGCUCAUUUUAAUCCAAAAAUACUUGAUGAAAGCUGAUGAUUCUGAAGAAGAGGUAGAUGAUGAUAAUAUUAGUGAAGAAGUGCUUAUUUCUUCUCCUCCUAAUACAACGGCUCAUCUUCAGCAUAUGGAUGCAGGGAUUAUUCAUAGCUUUAAGUCCAAUGAGGAUGUGAAUAAUAUAAAUGAUAUGGAUUCUACAGAAGAUAUAGAAAAAUCUAAUUUUGAAGGAUUGAAAUAUAUUAUUAACAAUUUACCAGAAGCAAAUAAGGUACAAGAAUAUUUACAACAACUUGAUUUUUCAAUCGGAUAA
This is a messenger RNA of Rhizophagus irregularis DAOM 181602=DAOM 197198, 327 nucleotides long. The record is from RefSeq and is a predicted model, not a curated record. NCBI's taxonomy places the organism in Eukaryota, Fungi, Glomeromycota, Glomeromycetes, Glomerales, Glomeraceae.